GCCAGAGCUCCAACACCACCACACCAGCAUUGCCGACAUGACGGACACCACGAUGAGGCCGACAGACCAUGCGCGGUGUCGGGAGCUGGAGCAUCCCGACAUGGUCAACUUUUCCGUCUCAGUCUUCAUCGUCGUCGGCAUCCUCGUCUCGUACCUCCCGCAGCACUACAAGAUCAUACAGCGACGCUCCUCGCGCGGGCUGAGUCCGCUGUUUGUCCUGCUCGGCACCGUCUCGGGCACGGCGAGCAUGGCCAACAUCCUCACCCUGCCCGAGAGCACCGCCGACAUGGCCUGCUGCAAGGACAUUGGGCGCUUCCCCUGCGCCGCCGCCCUGCUCGGCAUGGCCCAGAUUGGCGUGCAGUGGUCGUGCUUCUUCUUCAUCAUGCUGCUCUUCCUGAUCUUCUUCCCGCGCCCCGCCAUCCCCGGCAUCGACCACGACGCCGACGCCGCCGCCGACGCCGACAUGCCCACCUGGAAAGAGGCCGUGCUCGUGCUCGCCGUGUCCCUCGCCUUCUUCGUCGUCGCCUUGGUCGGCUCCGUCGUCUUCGUCUACGCCCUGCCCGACCACGUCCGCGCCUGGGCCAACUUGCUCGGCCUCCUGGCCACCGGCCUCGCUGCCGUACAGUACAUCCCGCAGAUCAUGACCACCUGGCGCCUGCAGGAACCGGGCAGCCUGUCGGUGCUGAUGAUGUGCAUCCAGACGCCCGGCAGCUUUGUCUUCGCUGCGAGCCUGUACGCCCGCCUGGGCCGGCGAGGCUGGAGCGCAUGGGGUCUGUUCAUAUUCACGGGCUGUCUGCAGGGCUGCUUGCUGGCUAUGAGUCUGUCGUUUCUGUGGAGGGACAGGAAGGAGCAGAAGAGGCUGGACGACGAAGCCGCGGCGAAUCGCAGCAGUGAGCGGACGCCGCUGUUGGUGGCCGAGGACGUCAACUAGCUGUUACUGCUGGGCCUGUUGCCCCAACUAGACUUGUUACUACCAGACCUGUUACUACCAGACCUGUUACUACCAGACCUGUUACUACCAGACCUGUUACUACCAGACCUGUUACCACCAGACCUGUUACUACCAGACCUGUUACUACCAAACCUGUUACUACCUAUUUCCGCUCCUGUUGCUGUUCUCAAUCUUCGCACCGAGCCCCGUCGACUCGCGCACGAGCCCGUGCAACUGUGUAACUGUGCAACUCUGUAACUCUGUAACUGUGUAACUGGGUAACUGUGUAACUGGGUAACUGGGUAACCCGAGCCCACGUGCGUCC
Didymella exigua CBS 183.55 is the source of this 1256-nucleotide messenger RNA. RefSeq lists its product as uncharacterized. The coding region runs from base 101 to 931 and encodes 276 amino acids. The transcript is spliced from 4 exons. The record is from RefSeq and is a predicted model, not a curated record. Lineage: Eukaryota; Fungi; Ascomycota; Dothideomycetes; Pleosporales; Didymellaceae.